Molecule: messenger RNA, 513 nt
Organism: Penicillium egyptiacum
Lineage: Eukaryota; Fungi; Ascomycota; Eurotiomycetes; Eurotiales; Aspergillaceae
Source: the annotation of a GenBank genome assembly
AUGAUCAAGGACCUACCAGCUGGUCCUCGCAAGCAAAAAGUGUCCGCGUCUCUUUGUACGAUCCCACGAGGUUAUAAGGCUGGAUUCGGUGGUGGGCAAGCGGAAGCGGUCACGUUAACAGCCAAACACACUCAGGGUAAUCCUAAUUGGAUUACAUUUUGUGCUGGGGUGUGGUCUCAGUUGAAAUUUCAGACGAAAGUCUGGUAUCAACCUGCAAAUAAAGCAGCAGUUGUGAAAAACGGUGAUUUCCUUUAUCAUAUGAUCCAUAACACACCAGAGCGACUCCUCGCGCAUGAGUUCACCCACGGGCAAAGCCAAUUUGGUGCUUAUUAUGGAAGGGAUAUAAAGUAUGGCUGGGUAGACAUCGUUCAGCUUGCUAAAGACGACAACGCUCAGACUGAUGCUACAAAGUCACAGACUGUUAGCAAUGCUGAUACUUUCACAUAUUGGAUCAAUGGUAAGUUGCAGAAACCCCUAUGGUUCCUCAAGACGACAGGCGGUAGAUUAAACUAA